GGACAGAACGCAGCUGCAGGGGGCCUCCAUCCCCUCUCUUCCAGGUUCAUGUGGGCAAACUGACAAACUGGAAGCUCAUGUGGAAUGAUGAUUUCUGGCAGAAUCCGUGGGACCAGGGGGGCCUGGCAGUGAUCACCUUAUUCAUCACUGUGAUCCUGUUUCUCAUCGUGUUUGCCAUUGUGUUUGGUUUGUUCCCUCCACUGGGGAAGGUCAGCCGCUGUGAAGAGUCAUGACCUGACUUUCUGGGGGCCAAGAAGGGCCCCACCUGUCAACUCUCAAAACACCAUGGACCUUUUCUUCAAAGCCCUUUUAAGAGUCUGCAAAUUAUACAUACAUGUUAGUGUAAUUAACUAAUUAACAAAUGUGAUUAUCUGAUAAGUGCCUGUCUUCCCCGCUGAACCCACUCUCUGCUCACCACUGUAACCCCAUACCCAACGUGCCGGGCGUGCAGUCCAUUUCAAACAAUAUUUGCUGGAUGAAUAAAUGAAUGAACGAAUAAAUGA
Molecule: messenger RNA, 503 nt
Organism: Lontra canadensis (Northern American river otter)
Lineage: Eukaryota; Metazoa; Chordata; Mammalia; Carnivora; Mustelidae
Gene: ERLN
Product: small integral membrane protein 6
Exons: 2
Coding region: 78-233 (51 amino acids)
Source: RefSeq, a predicted model, not a curated record